AUGGACAGCUUCUCCUCAUCACCACUGAUGGAGUCUUUUCCAUCAUCUCGUUUUCCAUCGCCGGUUCCUUCGCCAACUCAGACCGAUACCGACCUUCCCAUUGAAGUUGACCAAUCAUUCAAUUCUUCGCUAUCUUUUGGCGAUACUUCACCCAUGUUUUCCCCCACACCAAUGUUGGCCAAGAAAGGGGCUAUCUCUCCACUGCUGUCCCAAACCGCCGGCUCAUAUUUGUCUCCAUCACCACUCUUCUCCCUCAAGCCCCGUCGUCCAGAUCCCGUCCCACUUCAGCGUGCUUUACCAUCUCCGUCCAAGUCAUCCAGCAUGGAUCUUGAUGAUGGCAUGAAACCUCUGACUUCUAGACCUUUGGGACAGGGCAGAGCUUUCGGUCGAGAGAUCUCCUCCAACAUUAUGCAACGAUCAGCAGGACCUGCUACUACCAAGGCAAACAAGGGAAUGAUGUUACCGCCCACCUUACCAGACGGAAAACCAAUGGUCAGACCCAGAGGAGGUAUCCCUAUGCAAUGGACUUCAUCAAACGAGGAAACGGGAAGACCAAGAUUAGGGAUGCAAGCUCACUUGUUCAGGAGAGAGACUGAUCCCGCCUCUUCCUUAUCUCCUUCUUCCGUCGCAUCCACUUCCAUGAGCGACGACUUCGGUAUGGAUAUCGACUCUCCUGUUAUGAAGUCUCGUCGUCCUUCUUCUCAACAGUCGCCCUGUUUUAGCGGUGCUGCCUCUUUCUCAGGUUCGCCUGGUCUCGGUUCUUUCUUCUGCGAAUCACCAGCUGCCCCCUCUAUUCCACCACCUUCAAAGCGACGUUCCUUGGUGACUGGAUCUCCUGCUUCUCCAUCAUCCGGCUCUCCCUCCGCCAAGCGUACAUCGCUAGGGCUGAAAAUGAGCAGACCGCCACUUGACAAAACGAUGUCUUCCAGCGCUAUGCUCUUCGGAAGUGGUCGAGCCAAUACAGUAGCGAGUCGACGGAAUCCGUCAUACAAACGACCCGCUCUCGGUCCCUUGGCUGCUGGCCCUUCUGCCGACGGUGGGCAACGAACAGCAUCUGCCGCUUCCGCCUUUCCGAUUCUGUAUGGUACCUCUCAAGCUACUUUAGGCGGCGGUCAAUCCGGUACAUUCCCCCGAUCAGGGCUGGCACCUAUGCGAAGAGCUUUUUCCGUAUGUGAUCAGAACAAGAUGCACGAAAUGGAGGAAGAUGAGAGUGAAUACGAGGCCUCACCGUCUAUGGCAGGUACCCAAGCCGAAUACAUGAGAAGAUACGGUCCUCGGGGAGUGCCCAAAGUUGACGGUUCUCCAGGCUUCAAACCUGUUCGGGCAUCCAUCGCUACCUCCGGUCAAGGAAUCGCCAGUCCUGUUGGAAAGAAGGGGAAACAAAAGGUCAGUCCCUACGGACCCGGUGGACUACCUGGAUUUGGGGAUAACGAAAUGGAUGGGAAAAUCUUGCCUUGUCACAAAGUAAAAGAAGAUGGCUUGGUCCGUAUCUCCCCAAACACCCUCAAAAACCUCAUUGGUGGUCACUUCUCCUCCAAAGUCAAGCGAUAUCAUAUCAUCGAUUGUCGAUUCGACUACGAGUACGCAGGAGGACACAUUGAAGGAGCCAUCAACGUAAAAUCAAUGGAUGCUCUAGACGAAUUGUUAUUGUCCGAGUCUACUGGCGUACAUGCCGAUGGCAAUGAUCUCCCUCAACCCAGUAGGAGUGGAGAGCUCGAUGAAGGUGAACAAGUUGUUCUAGUAUUCCAUUGCGAAUUCAGCGCUAAACGAGCUCCAACUUUUGCUAAACAUCUCCGAUCCCGAGAUCGUCUCAUCAAUAAUGCUCUUUAUCCCAAAAUCUACUACCCUGAGGUAUAUAUACUGGAAGGUGGUUAUUGUGGAUUCUAUCAAACUCAACCUGAUAUCUGUAAUGGAGGGUAUACACCUAUGGAUGAUCCAAAACACUUUGAAAGGCGAAACUCCGAUUUGCACGAUUUCCGCAAAUUCAGUAGGACCAAAUCUUUCACAUACGGUGAACAACCCACGCAAUCAUCAAGAACACAACCUCCUUGUCCGCCAUUAGCUUUUGCCGCAGCGUCCGCUGCGACAGCAAGAAGGCACGGAUCGACCAUAACUGAAGAAGAUCACGAACACGAAUCUUCACCUUCAGGAGGUAAUGGGUCCAGCCCCGGAAACGAGAAUUCCCCUUGUCCAAGAGCUAUCUCAAUGGGUCAACCACCUAUCUUCGGAUCUGCCAAGACACGGGUACUCGGAAGAGUAGGCUUUAAUAGAGUCGCUUCUUACGCCGGUACUGGAAUGCGUCAUUAA
This is a messenger RNA of Kwoniella shivajii, 2307 nucleotides long. RefSeq lists its product as uncharacterized. The record is from RefSeq and is a predicted model, not a curated record. NCBI's taxonomy places the organism in Eukaryota, Fungi, Basidiomycota, Tremellomycetes, Tremellales, Cryptococcaceae. Gene Ontology annotation, biological process: positive regulation of G2/MI transition of meiotic cell cycle; protein dephosphorylation; G2/M transition of mitotic cell cycle. The transcript has 2 exons. Bases 1 to 2307 code for a protein of 768 amino acids. Gene Ontology annotation, molecular function: protein tyrosine phosphatase activity. Gene Ontology annotation, cellular component: nucleus; cytoplasm.